This is a messenger RNA of Corvus hawaiiensis (hawaiian crow), 3147 nucleotides long. It is a transcript of the gene TIRAP, whose product is annotated as TIR domain containing adaptor protein. Gene Ontology annotation, biological process: signal transduction. The record is from RefSeq and is a predicted model, not a curated record. Bases 2070 to 2723 code for a protein of 217 amino acids. NCBI's taxonomy places the organism in Eukaryota, Metazoa, Chordata, Aves, Passeriformes, Corvidae. The transcript has 6 exons.
CCGUGCCUGUGCCUGGACGGCCGCUAUGAUGCCUUCAAGCAUCUGUGUGGCGGAAUUUGGGUGUACUUAGAGCUUUUCAGGAGAAAAAUUAUUCUGUGUUUUCUGGCUAGCUGCGCGUUGUUUGUACUGACACCGUCAUGAAACAUUCGUGGUGUUUUUAGGGACAAAAUUAGCCUUAUUUUCUCACACGAACCCCCUUUGUUUGACCCUGCCUUGCAGCACCCAGUCUUCACCGUUUCUGAAUUCCACAGGCAAGCCUGUAAAGCACAGGCUCUUGGUGAUGACCAGCCUGAAACUGCUGCUGCUGGUGGGCCAAGGCACGCUGUGAAUAGAGCUGUACCUGCUUAAUUACUUCUUUAAUAAUGAUUCUGUUACUGCUGAGGUAGGGUGGAGGGCGAUCUAGAGGGUGCUGCUUCUUGGCGUCUAGGAUUUGUGAGUUCACCCUUGCUCAGCUCCCCUCUCUGGGGCAGCUCUGGGGUGACUCAGCCUCCUCUGGGUCCCGCCCGAGGGCGGGGAGUUGGUUUUUGGGGUGGUGGCAGCAGUGCCGGGGCGGGGAAUAAUGCAAAAUGCGUCCUAGUGGGAUGAGUGGUGCUGGGCCCAUGACUCGUGGUAGCCUGUGGGUCUCUGUGGGGCUCAGCACCACUCGGCCUUGGGCUUUUUCCUUUGGAAUUUGGCCACCAAGAGGCCAACUGGUGUCCCUUUCUUGGUGGAGAGAAAGGCAGCCGAGGAGGUGACAGGCGGUGGGGAGGAGCACAGUGUCUCUCAGCGAAUUCAUUGCAUUUUUGGGCACAGGCUGCCCAGGUUCCUCUGGCUCUCAGCGCUGUGUUUGAGGAUGGGCUGGUUGCUCCUGCACCCCCAAGGUGCCUUCCAGGGCUGAUAGAUGGACUGGCUGAGGAAGUGCUUGAGGAUGGGGCGGUGUUUAUGGCAAGGGGUCAAAGCCAUCAGCGAGCCCCCCCUAUUUCACGUGGUUUUGUGCUGCUGUGCCCUGGUCUGUUGUUUUGCUGAAGGUGGUGGGUGAGUAGACAUGCAAAUACCUUGUGGAAGCCACAGCCAGGUGCUGGCAUGGAGGGAACACUCAGUGUCCAGCCAGAGCUCUUCAAAGACCUGUGGGACACAGUGGUGGUGUGGGUUGGGGUCCCCAAAAGCCUGACAGGUGCUGGCGGGUGUUGGGGGAUCUCCUGACCUUCAGCCCUCCUUCCCAGGAGACUUGAAGGUCCUUGGGGGUGAGGAAACAAACAGCAGUGUGCUGAGCAAGGAGGUGGAUUCAGCCCUGGGGCACAGCUGGGUCAUGGUGGCAUUGAUGAAGGAGUGUCUUGAGUGGCUCUGGCAUGGGGUGUUGAGGUUAAAUGGGGUGGGGGGACAUUUUUGGGGGUCAGAGGACAUGGGACUUUUCCCUGAUGGAAAUUAGGCAUCGGAAGGGUUGAGGAUGAUGAGGAGAUGAAGGCAGUGCCAGUUGCUGGCCACUGCCAGCAGCACCAGAGGAAUGAGACCUGGGAAAGGAGAAAUACAGGGGGGAUUUUGGGGUGAAAAUAUUAUGUGCUUGGUAAAUGUAACUCAUAAAAUAAGUGUGAGUGGCAAACGUGGACCUGUCUGUAUUAGUUAGGAAACCAGGGAAGGAAACAGAUCCGGGUGCUGGUGAGGGCUGGGCACUGACACCCGGGCAGUGACGGCGUGUGGCGGAUGUGGGAGGGAGGCCCUUGGGAGGACUUGGCUUCCCCUCCCUGCAGUCCUGGCCCCUUUACCCUGCCUGUGCUUUCACAUUUCCUGGCAGAGGCUGGAGCUGCUGGCAGCUGGGGGCACCUGGGCGUGUUCAGGGAGCUGUACCUGGGGAAGCAGGUAAUCCCAGAAGAUCUUUCUUUGCCAAACCCAGGGGCUGAUGCAUCCCGUUCCCUGCUCCAGUGCCAGACUCCUGCAUUCCAGGAUCCUUUCCCCACUGAUGGGAAUGAGGGUUUCUCCUCCCCAUUAUCUCUUGGCCUCGCUUGCUGCAGGUGUGUAUCUCCAGUGGAGAGAGCCAGUAACAGGAGAGGUGUCCCGCGGGCAAUCGGUGGCUGAGCAGCGUGCUGCCCACUAUGGCUGGUUGGUUUAGGCGGCUCCUGCACAAGCCCAAGCCCAGCUCAGUGGAAAGCCUCAAGUCCAGCCACUCUGCUUCAUCCUCACCUUCCUCCUCCUCAUCCUCUGCCAAGAGCUCCAGCUCUUCCAGCAUGAGCUUGGCCACCAGCUCCAUCUCCCUGUCGCCUGUGUCAGCACUGGACAUCAGCGCCUCGGACAGCCCCCGGUGGGACAAGACCUAUGACGUCUGCAUCUGCCACAGUGAGGGGGACGUGGAGCUGGUGGAGGAGCUGGUGUCCUACCUGGAGGGCCAACCUGAGAGCUUCCGUUGCUUCCUGCAGCUGCGGGAUGCGGUGGCGGGCAGCGCGAUGGUGACAGAGCUGUGUGACGCCGUGCAGAACAGCCACUGCUGGGUCAUGCUCAUAACCCCCGGCUUCCUGCAGGACCCCUGGUGCAGGUACCAGAUGCACCAGGCCUUGGCUGAGGCUCCGAUGGCCAACGGACGCACCAUCCCAGUGCUGAAGGAUGUGGAUCGCAAGGAUUAUCCGAGGGAGCUGUGGAACAUCUACUACAUCUACAUGGCGCUGAAGGAGAAAACCUUCAGGCAGAUCAGAGACACUGUCAUGCGUUACCUCCAGGAUCUGUGCCGGAGCUCCACAAAAAGGAUGGAGUAGUGCUGGGAGCAGGCAGAUGCAUCCCCGUGGGCAUCAUGCAGCUGUCGCCUUUGGAUCUCGGUGUUGGCACGUCCCAUUGGACCUCGAGGUCAAACCUGAGCUGCUCAGACCAGACCUGGGAGCCAAGGAUGGGGAGUUCCCCACUUCCAUGAGGGACAGUGGACCAGAGCCCGCCAUGUCCCAGUGGCCAAAAUCUCCUCAGCAGGGACAGGGACAUCCAUCACACAAACACUAAGGUCUGACAUCGGGUGGGUCUCGGGGUCACCAGAGCUCCUUACUGAGCUGGCGUUCUCUGUCCUGAGGGCUCUGGGAUCCCCACUAAGCUGACAAGGUGCCUGCUGGGCUGUGGGCAGGACAAGACGAGGCAGGCAAUGACUUUUCACGGAAUCGUUGCGACUACGAAAAUGCAGAAGUUUUAAAUUUU